Thalassophryne amazonica is the source of this 1974-nucleotide messenger RNA. It is a transcript of the gene eif4e2, whose product is annotated as eukaryotic translation initiation factor 4E family member 2. The coding region runs from base 108 to 809 and encodes 233 amino acids. The transcript has 8 exons. The record is from RefSeq and is a predicted model, not a curated record. Gene Ontology annotation, molecular function: RNA 7-methylguanosine cap binding; translation initiation factor activity. NCBI's taxonomy places the organism in Eukaryota, Metazoa, Chordata, Actinopteri, Batrachoidiformes, Batrachoididae. Gene Ontology annotation, cellular component: eukaryotic translation initiation factor 4F complex; cytoplasm. Gene Ontology annotation, biological process: translational initiation.
CGUUGCGUGCGCGGAUACGUGCCUCUCGUACGCGUCGUCGUUCCUGUCUGCAGAAUUCAGGAGGUUGUGGUGGCAUCCGACUGUGAGAAGCUCCCACCUGGAAAAUAAUGAACAACAAAUUUGACGCUCUGAAAGAUGAUGACAGUGGAGACCACGACCAGGACCAAAACUCACCGAAAGACGGUGAGAAGGAAAAAAAUGACGACGAGGACAAAGAACAGAUUUCUUCUAAGAAAAAGAUGGUGGUGCCAGGAGCAGGAGAGCACCCUCUUCAGUACAAUUACACCUUCUGGUAUUCCAGACGCACACCAGGGAGACCAGCCAGCACCCAGAGCUACGAACAGAAUAUUAAACAGAUCGGCAGCUUUGCUUCGGUGGAGCAGUUCUGGCGUUUUUAUAGUCAUAUGAUUCGGCCAGGUGACUUGACCGGUCACAGUGACUUUCACCUCUUCAAGGAGGGGAUUAAACCCAUGUGGGAGGAUGAUGCCAAUAAGAUGGGUGGGAAAUGGAUCAUCCGCUUGCGAAAAGGUCUCGCGUCUCGGUGCUGGGAGAACCUCAUUCUGGCCAUGCUGGGGGAGCAGUUCAUGGUGGGCGAGGAGAUCUGUGGAGCUGUGGUGUCUGUGCGUUUCCAGGAGGACAUAAUCUCUAUCUGGAACAAAACAGCAAGCGACCAGGCCACCACGGCCCGCAUCAGAGACACACUGCGCAGAGUCCUCAACCUGCCCCCCAACACCAUUAUGGAGUACAAGACACACACAGACAGCAUUAAGUAUAGCCUGGGAAGACUUCCAUGGUCUGGUGAAUGCUAGCGGUGGCCGUUAGCCCUCCGACACAGAGAACAUCAACAACGGUGUGUGAAUGUAACGUGUCGGGGAGUGACGAGUCCUGGGAGGACGACUCUGCACGGAUUGGCACGGUGUAACCUAAAGGCAGAGCGAUCACCAGGGAGGGAGACGAGAAGAUCAUUCCCGCUUUCUGUCAAAUUGGAACCGAUCGGACAGCCAUUUUCAGCAGAACAUCAGAACCGAGCUGACGUGCGAUAUGAACAUUGUCAUCACCCAGAGACCGCUGACAGGUUUUCAGGUUGUGUCAUAUUCACGUUUGUCACCAGAUGGAGGCAUUGCCGCUGUUGUUUGGUGAUCUGUUCAAUGACUGUUGACGAAGUGUACCUGGCGGAAUACAACACAACCAGUAUAACAAUAUUAGAGCUGAUUUUAUUAUGUAACAUAACAUCCCACUUCCCCUCUUUUGAAGCAACAGUGUUUGUUUUAUCGGGACUCAAUCAGGCUUACGGGUAAAAAUUUAUUUUAUGACAGUGCUGUAUUUUAACUGCAGUUCAUUUGAGCAAGAGUUAUUGUUAUUAUUAUUAUUAUUGUGUAUUUGUAAAUAUAGUCCACUUCAGAGAUGACACAAAUGAACUAGUAAAAGAUUCUUCAUCUAUGACCUGGAAGUUGAAUCCUGAAGGAUGAGGUGUUCAGAAAGGAGCGGAAAGCUGCCUGUAUCGCUGUGCCUGUCCUCCAGCCCGACCUCAACCAUGUGUCACUCCUCCUGACACUUUGGGCUUUUCUCUGACCCUUUAAAGAUCCCAUAGGAUGGAGCUCUGCUUUAAUAUCCUCAGCAUGGAAGAGAUGUUUAAAAACAGAAAAAGGUUUGAACACAGUGAGCUUGUUGUACCUCUUGGCCUUCAUGGCUUGUUUGUUUGUUUUGUAGUCCAAGAAAUGAAAUGUUGAAGAGGGUCUGUUACAGACUUUAACUGUAUGGAUCAUUUUGGUGGUAACAUUAAGGAAACAUUUGUAGUUGUUACAAAAAUUGUCCAUGGCAGACUUAAAAAAAAAACAAAAACAAAAAAACAAAAGAAGCUGUGUGCUGAUGGGAGCACACGUGUCAGAUGUCCACCUGAUGGAUUAUUUUUACAGUAAUAAAUGCCAAAUUGGCUUCUGCUGCUGAAAUGUGGUAUCACUUUCAGAAAUGAAG